CUGGAGGUGAAGGACGAUGAGGUCUUGAUUAAGGUUGUCGCCACCGCCUUGAACCCGGUCGAUUUCAAGAGGAGAUUUGGAUAUUUCAAGGCUAAUGAUUCUCCUUUCCCGACUAUUCUCGGUUAUGAUGUGGCUGGCAUCGUCGUUAAACUCAGCUCCUUAGCCGAGUACACAACUGCUCAAGAGAAGCUUUUAGCUCACAAGCCCGAGAAUCUCGAUUUUGUGCAAGCCGCUGCCUUGCCUCUUGCCCUAGAGACAGCUUAUGAAGGGCUCGAAAAGUACGAUUUUUCUAAGGGCAAAUCAAUACUCGUGCUCGGUGGAGCCGGUGAUAUUUCCAAACACGUUUUUGGUGCGUCUAAGAUUGCAGCUACAGCCAGCACGUCGAAGUUUGAAUUUCUGAAAAGUUUGGGGGCCGAUUUGGCAAUUGACUACACUAAGGAGAAGUAUGAGGAUCUGCCUGAUAAAUUUGACUUUGUUUAUCUGUUGUUGGGACAAAUGGUAAUGACCAUGGCCUUUNAAUCGAGGGAAACUGAGAGGGCCGUGAAGGCGGUGAAAGAAGGAGGCACCGUCAAGGGUCGGGAGAGGCACGAUAUGAACCAGGUGUUCGAGAGGUGGAUGGAGGUGAUGUUGGGAGCCGAGUUUCGGAGUCUGGAGAUUGGGUCCUUUACAUGGCCAUUGUUGAUAUUAGGUCGGCAGAGGCUAGAGCAGCACAGAUGGUCCUUCACAUGGCCAUUGUUGGAUUUCAAUGAGAUUUCCUUUGAGUUGUGGCUUUGUGUGAUUUCAGGUACCGAACCAGCAGAGGUGAUUGCGGGGCAGAGAAAAGGAAAGCCUCUGCCGAAGUUGGUAUCAACUCCAUUGAUUUUCAAGGAAGACAUGGUCGACAGACUUUUAUUUAGAUUUAUUAUUAUCUACUCAUGUCUGAAUGCAUAUGAGUAUUUUAUGUAA
This is a messenger RNA of Striga asiatica, 945 nucleotides long. The record is from the annotation of a GenBank genome assembly. Lineage: Eukaryota; Viridiplantae; Streptophyta; Magnoliopsida; Lamiales; Orobanchaceae.